GAGGAGCUGGUGAUGCAGCUGAUACAGAAUCACAUAGUACUGACACAACUAAUGCAGUUAAGGAAAGUGGUGAUGAUCAGAAUAGAACUAAAGAAAACAGGUAACAGAUGUACUUAUGUUGAAGUUAAUAAUGAUAUGACGAGUUGUUAUACAUUAAGUAAUAGUCUCAGAUCAUCAGCGCACAGUGGUGGGUGGCUGGAGUCGCGCUGGUCGGCGCUGACGUGGGGCAGCACGGACACGGACGGCACCUCCGCCGUGUGCUUCUGCAUGGCGGUGCGCUGCGGGUACAUCAAGCAGGUGCAAGGCAUGCUGGACGAGCGGCCGGCGCUGAUCGGCAUCGUGAACUCUACCAAUGGCUUCACCCCUCUCGCCACCGCCGUCAGGAAAGGAGACAUCAACACGGUGCGGUUCCUGGUGCUGGCGGGCGCGGAGCUGGAGCAGCGCUCGGGCUCCGGGCAGACGGCGCUGCACCUCGCCGUGCUGGGCGCUCGCGUACCCAUCGCGCAGCUACUACUAGACCAGGGGGCGGACUUCCAGGCGCGUGACCUGAACGGGCUCCGCGUGGAGCACUACGCGGUGGACUCGGGCGACGUGGCCACGUUGCGCUUCAUCCUCGACCGCGGCGGAGACGUGCACGCCGAGGACAACCACGGCUGGACGCCGCUCUUCAGGGCGCUGUGCCAGAGCGCGUCGACGGAGAUGAUCGAGGAGCUGGUCUCCCGCGACAGCGCGCUGGGCAUGGCGGACCGCGCCGGCCUGCCGCUCGCCUCCGUCGCGCGCCUUCUCGUCGACGCACAGGGCCGCACCCGUGAGUCGGUGCUGCGACUGGUCGACUCGAGCUAUCCGCACGAGAAGGCGCUCGCCAACUUCACGCGCCUCACCAAGAAGAUCUACAACGUGCACUCGCUGCUCAAGCUGCCCACGCCUAAGACCUCGCAAAACGUUACCCCAUCCUAAACAACUACACUUCUUAAAAUGUACUUAUGACUGUCAAAAUCCUUUACAUUACUUUUGUUUAAAAUAACACUCGUUGUGUAAAGGUUGUAAACCGUUUUAUUCACGUGUUUU
Messenger RNA from Helicoverpa armigera (cotton bollworm), 1068 nucleotides. It is a transcript of the gene flip, whose product is annotated as ankyrin-1. The record is from RefSeq and is a predicted model, not a curated record. Gene Ontology annotation, molecular function: protein binding. NCBI's taxonomy places the organism in Eukaryota, Metazoa, Arthropoda, Insecta, Lepidoptera, Noctuidae. Bases 13 to 957 code for a protein of 314 amino acids. The transcript has 6 exons.